Messenger RNA from Actinia tenebrosa (Australian red waratah sea anemone), 1802 nucleotides. RefSeq names its product serine incorporator 1-like. Lineage: Eukaryota; Metazoa; Cnidaria; Anthozoa; Actiniaria; Actiniidae. The record is from RefSeq and is a predicted model, not a curated record. Gene Ontology annotation, cellular component: membrane.
UUUAUCCACGUGUGGCUUUAAUUUUUCGCGCUAAACAUUGAUUAGGAACUUAAUGACAGAGAUUUUAUCCAUCGUUUGCACGUUCAGCUUUAGUCUCUUUGCAAACUUGCUUCAGAUCAUAGUUAAAACAAGUUCAGACUGUUCUAAUCUAGCAUAGUUGAUGUCUAGGGUUGAACAGGUAUCUGUCAUGUCAUAUUCUAAAUGUUGAGCUUUCGUGUUUUGUAGUGCUUUAUUUUUAGUUCUUUAGUUUUCGCUUUUCGUUUUCAUAAAUCUUCCAUAAUUUUGCCUUUUGUGCCAUUUUCCUUGGAAAUGAUUCCAGUUUAUAUGGAUACCUUGAAUCUUAUGAUAGUUAAACAGCUGUUUUGGUAAUACUUCAAGAUUAAUUACCAAGCAAUUUUGGCAAAUUUAUUAUCAAAAUAUACCAUGGACUUCCAGCUUUGUAGCGUGUACACAUCAGUGGCAAAACCUGCAGCAGGAAAGGUUAUUUAUCUUGGAUUUUUAUUCAUUGGAACAUUACUUUCUUUGUUGGCAUUUUUUCCUGGUGUGCGCAGCUUCUUCGUACGUCAUUCCCAGUUCUGCGACAGAAAUUUGAACUUUGAAAAAUGUGACGUGCUGGUUGGACAUGUGUUGCUUUACCGUGUCUACAUUGGGAUGAUUAUAUUUUUCUUCCUAAUAUCAGUAAUAAACUGCCAAAUGUCAAUCUUCUCAUCAUCUGCAAGUGUCAUCGAGAAUGGUCUGUGGUUUUUGAAGUGGAAUCUCUUUUGUUUCUUUGUUUUGAUAUCAUUGUUAAUCCCAGAGGGAAGAAUUUGCCAUACAUUAAUGCAUAUUGGAUGGAUUGCAGCCAUCAUUGUCAUAUUCAUGGAAUUAAUUCUACUAAUUGAUUUUGCAAAAUAUCUCAAUAGUUACUGGAUUGAAAAGAUUGAGACAUCUUUGAACUCCAAGUUAUGGCACUUUUUGCUAAUUUUAAUAACUUCACUCUUAUACACGCUAUUUAUUGCUUUUACUAUAUAUUUUUAUGUUAUAUACAGUACAACAAAAGGCUGUCAUUCCCAUUCAGUAUUCAUAGCCGUCAUUGUUUUCUUAUGUCUUGGGGCAUCACUUCUUUCAUUCCACCCAAAAGUUCGAGAAGCUGGUUUGUUGCAAGCUGGAAUGGUUGCCACAUAUACCAUGUAUUUAACCUGGUCUGCGCUCUCGCACAGUUCUGAUAAAAAAUGCAAUCCUACCUACCUGACAUCCAAUUGGAAUGACACCAAAGAUGAUUACUUGUUCUCCCUCAAGCCAAUAAUGAUAAUAGAUAUAACGAUAUUAUUCGGCAUUUUGUUUUAUGGGAUUUAUCGGGUAAAGAACUUGAAUGAGUUUCUUAAUAACUUGCAUCUAAUAAACUGUUGUAGUCAGUCUGACGAAGAUGACACUGAUGAACCUAUUGAAUCAAAUGAGCAAGCUAUUCUCUCGUCAAGUUAUCUCUCCUAUUACAUAUGUAUACUGCUUGCAAUACUCUAUAUAUUAAUGGUAGUUAGCAAUUACUAUACACCAGAGGGAAUUCUGGGUACAAAUAAGGUACUGUUGGAGACAAAGGAUGGUAUGAUGGAUGUUAAUGAGUACACUAAAGAGUUUAGCAUGUUGACGGCAAUGUCAAUCAAGAUGACUAUGUCAUUUGUGUUUGUACUGAUGUUCAUGUGGACAGCUGUAGCCUCUCUGUUAUCCGCAUAAUAAUCUAAUAUGUUUAGAAUUUUUAUAAUGCAAUUUGUCUACUGUAACAUUUAUGAAUUCUGUUGAUUUAUUUAAAUGUAAAUUCCUCAAAA